Molecule: messenger RNA, 1444 nt
Organism: Lentinula edodes (shiitake mushroom)
Lineage: Eukaryota; Fungi; Basidiomycota; Agaricomycetes; Agaricales; Omphalotaceae
Exons: 1
Coding region: 324-1307 (327 amino acids)
Source: RefSeq, a predicted model, not a curated record
UCGUCAGAUAGCUAGAUCCUUAGACAUAAUAUUGAACGGGAAUUCUCAUGUCACUUUGGUCCUAGGAUCCUUUAUCUUUACUGGAACAGGUUUGUCCAGAGAUAUCAUAACUGAGGCACUCUCGUCAGUUGUCUCGAAACCAGGAUUGACCAUUGAGAUCAAUGCGACAGGAGCGUUUAAUGACGCCACAAGUCAACUCGAAUACAUGAAAGAGCUUUUCCCUCCUGAAAUAUGGCAAGACAAAGAAUUUGAACAGGUACGACGCAGGAUAUUUUACUGGCUACGAGGAAGGUAAGGAAAUAUAGCAUUGAUAUUCGGAACGUAUGUGUUUUGAUCUUUUCGUUCACUUAUGUAGGCACAGGUUCACUGCAGAGUAUUUAUCCGUUGUAUUACAGAAUGGAUAUCAACAUCUGCAUAAACUUCUCAAUGUUUACAUUGCUAAGAUCGCCGAUAUUAAUCCUGCAGAUUACAAUGGCGAGGUGAUGGAAUUCGGCAACGUUGCUUGGCCUCCUCGGGGAUUUGCAUUUGAAAAACUGGAUGCAGAAAUGAAAGAAAGGGUCAAAACAAUGUGCCACGAGUAUUUGUUCACAUCUCAGCUAUCCGCCGACUUCGGUGAAAACGAAAUCAGAUAUGUAGAAUACGGUCUAGCCAGAUUCUUGCAACAGGGGGUUAUCGCGCUUGAUGAGCCUCUUGUGUUGUUAGCAUGCUCGAUGUGGUUCAACAAUCAACCCAAACGCUGCGGUACUAGUUUGUACCAGACUCUAGCCUCCCGUAUUCGGGACCAUAGUCCCUCUACCGGCCGGAAUGGAUUCGAAGAGUUCAUCUGCUUCUAUCUUCAGCAUGUCUUCCGGAAGCCCCGCAGAUUAGACGAGGUUUUCAAGUUCAAGGGCGAGAACAAGAUAGGAGAGAAGCUUGCCACAUUAGUUACUCUUCAUAUCAAUGAUUAUGAGGAAGAGCUCAGACUUAUCGAGGGAAAAAUCAAUCUGGUAGGAAGGCCGUCUCUGUUUGGACCUAUCGGUCAAAUAACGAACGAGUUAUGGGAAGAAGGGACCUCUUCCUUGCAAGAUUGGAUCGACUUAAAAAGCUAUACAGCGUUCUGCUUCCCGAUGAAAAUCAUGGGGCCCGACAUCAUGUGCUUUCUCAAGCUACAGGAUCCAGUAGCGAGCUCGAAAGAUUUCACCUACAUAUGCCUCGCAAUCCAAUGCAAAUUCUACGAUGAUCUUCCACGUAAAACCCUAAGCGAGGCUAUCGCAACAGUAACCCCAAACAAUUUUUUUCAAAGGCGGGUGAGUAGAGAAAAGGAGUGACAAGCGCAGACUAAUUGCUCAUUCGAAUUCAUAGAGGCAAAGCAAUGCUUCAACUGCUCAAGCUAUUGCGACACAGACAACAACUGACGGGAAGAGGAACGAAGCACGGGAUCGUUUUCUGAAAACUCUGCUCAAUU